Humulus lupulus (European hop) is the source of this 1324-nucleotide messenger RNA. RefSeq names its product tetraspanin-2. Gene Ontology annotation, biological process: auxin-activated signaling pathway. The coding region runs from base 89 to 1051 and encodes 320 amino acids. The record is from RefSeq and is a predicted model, not a curated record. The transcript has 2 exons. Gene Ontology annotation, cellular component: plasma membrane; plasmodesma. NCBI's taxonomy places the organism in Eukaryota, Viridiplantae, Streptophyta, Magnoliopsida, Rosales, Cannabaceae.
UACAGUUUUACUCGCAUAUUGUUCAUUUUCAUAUUCUUUUGUUUGCAAAAAGUACCCUUUUUUCUUGUCAUAUUUUGCACUAAAAAAUAUGCAGACACCUCACUAUUCACACCUAUAUAACCAUAUAAUUUCCCAAACGAGUACAUAUAUACUCAAAAAGAUAAAAAGUCACCACCACAACAAACUUCUUCUUCUUCAUCGUCACUACCACCUACCACUCCACUUUUUUUCAGUUUCUGCCAUGGGAGUGAGCAACAACAUAACCGCGGUACUCAACUUCAUCGCCUUUCUCUGCUCCAUACCCAUAAUCGCCGCCGGAACAUGGCUUGCCUCCAAGCCCGACAACGAGUGCAUCCACGCGUUCCGGUGGCCGGUGGUCAUCCUCGGCAUCCUCAUCCUCCUCGUCUCACUCGCCGGCUUCGUUGGCGCUUACUGGAACAAGCAAAGUCUCCUUGCCUUUUACCUCUUCUGUAUGGCCAUCCUCAUAGCUCUCCUUCUCAUUCUGCUCGUCUUCGCUUUUGUCGUCACGCGCCGCGACGGCAGCUACCAAGUCCCCGGUCGCAAUUACAAGGAGUACCGCCUCGACGGGUUCUCCGAUUGGCUCAGGGACCGAGUCACCAGCUCGGCCAAUUGGGGAAAAAUUAGGACGUGUUUGGCUGAUUCCGAUGUUUGUAUCAAGCUUAACCAGGAUUACAUCACCGCCGAUCAGUUCUUCAAUGGUCACAUCUCUCCACUCCAGGCAAGAUGUUGUAAACCCCCAACAGUUUGUGGCUACAACUAUGUGAACCCUACACUUUGGAUAAACCCAGUUAACCAAGUAGGUGAUCCUGACUGCUUCUUGUGGAGCAAUGACCAAACCCAGCUUUGCUACAAUUGUAACUCUUGCAAGGCAGGCCUUUUGGGCAACCUCAGAAAAGAAUGGAGGAAAGCCAAUGUGAUUCUCAUAGUGGCAGUUGUUGUAUUGAUUUGGGUCUAUCUCAUUGCCUGCAGCGCCUUCAAGAAUGCCCAGACAGAGGACCUCUUCCGCCGUUACAAGCAGGGUUGGGUCUGAUCUUGUUCCCAGACCACACAUUUUCUCAUCAUCCUCCUAUUGUGGAGAUGUGUCCGUGUCAAAGUAAUGUACAUAUUCACUGUUUUCUACUCUUUUUUUUUUUAAAUAGAAAAAGAAAAAGAAAAGUCUGUUUAGAAUGUGUGGUGGUAAGUUGAGUUUUCCACGUACUGAUUUCUAAGUUAUCAUCAGCUUUUAACUGGGUAUUGGAUUCUUCUUUUCAGUGACCACUUUGGCUUCUUUCACAGAGAAAUAUUUUUAUUUUAUUUUUUGGCA